AUGGUUCAAAUCGCCCUCGGCCGCGGGGCGAAGCACACCCAGGCGGAAGCUGCCCAGGCGGAAGCUCCUGAAUUCGAGCCUGUCAUAUGGUGGAAGGAUCGUGGGCUCCGAAGGCUGUACUUCUGGUGCAGUAUUCUGAUGUGGAUGUCAGCGUCGACGGGCUUUGACGCGAAGCUCAUGAAUACAUCUCAGGUCAUGGAUCAGUGGCAAGUCCAUUUUGACCGACCUACUGGCGGUAGACUGGGCAUAAUAGUAGCCAUUCUUGACAUAGGAUCUCUGUGCAGCUUUUGGAUGGUGCCCUUCUUCGCGGAUAAUUACGGGCGGAAGACGCCUAUCAUUAUUGGCUGUGUCGUCGAGGCGAUUGGCGCCUUCAUCGGCGCCUUCUCUAAUGGCUACGGGAUGUACAUGGCCGGUCGGUUCAUCCUUGGCUUCGGAAGCUCCUUCAACGGCGGAAUGGCUGGGCUGCUCAUCACUGAGGUAGCCCACCCUCAACACCGGGCCAAGGCCUCCGCUAUCGUUAAUUGCAUGUACGGUGUCGGGUCGACGUCGUGCUCCUGGUUGGCGCUGGCAACCAUCCACAUCGCGGGCGAUUGGUCCUGGCGCUCGCUCACCCUUCUACAAGCCUUUCCCGCGGUGCUCGUGCUCGCCUUCAUCUACUGGAUACCAGAAUCGCCGCGCUGGCUGGUGGCCAAGGAGAGAUACGAGCAGGCCGAGGAGAUGCUGGCGCGGUACCAUGGCAACGGUGACAAGGCAAACGAGACGGUCGCAUUCGAAUUCCAGGAGAUGAAGCAGACGCUAGCGCUCGAAUUCCAAAGUAAGAGGUCGAGCAGCUUUCUAGACUUUGCGAGAACCGCGGGCAACAGGUAUCGCGUUCUCUUGCUCGUCUCUCUGGCGAUGGUUUCGCAGUACAGCGGGAGUAAUCUGUUCUCAAACUACGCCAACAAGAUAUAUGAGGGUGCUGGUAUUCACGAGCAGACGAACAAGAUCCUUCUUAGCGGGGGACAGACCAUCCUGUCUCUGAUCGUUUCGGUCACCUUCUCCCUUUUUAUAGACCGGUUUGGCCGGCGUCCCCUUUUCCUCGCUUCGACCGCGGGUAUUGUACUCGCGUAUAUGGGCUGGACCAUCGUCAGUUCCCAAUACGAGCAAACUAAGGAUCUGGCUAGAUUUGGCUAUCCACAGAUCGCUUUUAUCUGGCUGUUCACCGUCGCCUACCAGAUUGCGUGGACGGGCGUGAUGGCGGCUUAUGCCCUAGAGAUCAUGCCGUACAGCCUCCGAGCAAAGGCCGGUGUGAUCCAGACGAUCUUUGUUAAGGGACUCAUCGUUCUUGGAAGUUACACAAACCCAAUCGCUUGGGAUAACUUCACUGCGGCUGGACACGCCUGGACGCUCGCAAUGUUCUAUACCAUACUGGACUUCUGCUAUCUCCUCUUCGUGUACUUCUUCUACCCUGAGACUAAGGGUCUGACGCUGGAGGAAGUAGCCAAGGUGUUCGAUGGCGAUGAUGCAAAGGUCGCUAGGAUGAACGUCGGAGAUGUUAAGAGGGAGCUUGAGGUAGAGAAGGACGCAAACGUCGUCACCGUCAAGACUUUGUGA
Molecule: messenger RNA, 1593 nt
Organism: Diaporthe amygdali
Lineage: Eukaryota; Fungi; Ascomycota; Sordariomycetes; Diaporthales; Diaporthaceae
Exons: 7
Coding region: 1-1593 (530 amino acids)
Biological process (GO): transmembrane transport; carbohydrate transport
Cellular component (GO): membrane
Molecular function (GO): carbohydrate:proton symporter activity
Source: RefSeq, a predicted model, not a curated record